CAGUUCGUGGCCCAUAAAUCACUUCUUGCACAAAGAGUGGCCCAAGUCGUCGGGCAACUCAAAACUCGGUAUAAAAACCUGAGCAACUCCUGGCUCUCCCAGCCACAUCUCUUCCCUCCUUUGCCUUCGUGAGUAAGAAUUCCCUCCGGCCACUGCCAUGUCCUGCUACGACCUCUGCGCCCCCACGUCCUGUGGCCCCACCCCGCUGGCCAACAGCUGCAACGAGCCCUGUGUCCGGCAGUGCCAGGACUCCACCGUGGUCAUCCAGCCCUCGCCCGUGGUGGUCACCCUGCCUGGGCCCAUCCUCAGCUCCUUCCCCCAGAACACCACCGUGGGAUCCUCGGCGUCCGCGGCCGUCGGGAGUGCUCUGAGCGCCGGGGGUGUCCCCAUCAACUCGGGGAGCAGCUCCUUGGGUUUUGGGGGCUUUGGGGGUUUUGGCUACCCCGGGCUGGGCAGUGGCUACAGCCGGCCCUACCGGCGCUACAACGCCUCCCGCAGCGGCUUCUACGGGCCCUGCUAA
Camarhynchus parvulus is the source of this 520-nucleotide messenger RNA. RefSeq names its product feather keratin 4. Gene Ontology annotation, cellular component: intermediate filament. The transcript is spliced from 2 exons. Bases 158 to 520 code for a protein of 120 amino acids. Lineage: Eukaryota; Metazoa; Chordata; Aves; Passeriformes; Thraupidae. The record is from RefSeq and is a predicted model, not a curated record. Gene Ontology annotation, molecular function: structural constituent of cytoskeleton.